Trypanosoma grayi is the source of this 2661-nucleotide messenger RNA. RefSeq lists its product as hypothetical. The transcript has a single exon. The record is from RefSeq and is a predicted model, not a curated record. Bases 1 to 2661 code for a protein of 886 amino acids. Lineage: Eukaryota; Euglenozoa; Kinetoplastea; Trypanosomatida; Trypanosomatidae.
AUGAGUCGGCGCAGUAGCGUCACGCCCGUCGUGACCGCGGGGAAGGCGAAGCUGAACCGCAACACCCUCUCGCACAGUCCCAUUGCGCUGCUCGACAUGUUGGCCGGCCCCAUUUGCCAGACGCGGCAGUUUGUGUUUUUGCGGCCCACCGCACAGCUCGCAGUGGCUGCGCAACGCGCCGCAAUUGAGGACAUGCGGCAUCUCUGGCAGCGGCUGCGGCAGGCGUUGCUGGAGGUGCUGUAUGCGGAGGAGGUGGUGCCGCCCAAGCUGCGUGCACGAGAGCACGUGCCGCCGACCUUCCGUGCACACCGCGUCACGGUGAGGCCGCUCCGUGCGGUGGAGGUCAUGCCGCCGAAACUGCGCGCGGAGGAGAGUGUUCCAGCAACGCGGCGAUUGCAGCUGCCGGACCCCGCCACGUAUGAGAGCCCGUAUGUGCAGCAGGACCGCAGCAAGGCGGAGGGGGAGGCGUGCCCAACAUCACCGGUCGCAUCGCACUCGCCGACGCUGAACGAGCUGCGGCGGCAGCUUCCGUUCCUGCAGGGGCACGGCGUGGGGCAGAGCACGGAGAGCGUGCAGCGGCAGCAACUCCCACCGACGAUACCGCCCAUGUGCGAGCGCGAAAGGGCAGAAACAUCAGCGUCAGAAGCAACGCGGCACCGGUGUGAAAACGGGAGAAGGUCGGCAACGCGUGACGUAUCGCCGUCGCUGUUCCGCACCCACGACCCGGACCCUGACGGCACCGCCUCGUCCCAUUCGGCCCCGUGGGAAGGGGGCACCGAUGCCGGCUUUGUCGGCGGGCCGUCGCGUGUGCAAAGCGUCAACUGCAGUACGAGCAUCACGGCUCCGUCGAACUCGCCAUCCCGCAGCAGUCUACGCAGCGGCAACAGCACCGCACUCUCACCACCUGCAGUCUCGAUGGAGUUCGCACAGAGGCAGCUACCGUUGGAGCACCGCCACCACCAUCAACACUACCACCACCAGCAGCAGGAGCAGCCGCAACAACUGUUGAGGUGGCACUCCUUGUUGUCGCUCUCGACGUCGUCCAUGCAGAAGGGCAGAGCAGAGGACGGGCCGUUGCGACAACCGUCGCGCAGUGUAGCGAGGAAUGGCGCAGCAGAAAAUGGCAUGCAUGCGCCGAUGCUCAAUGAGCAGAAUCGCCCACGAAGUUUUCAUGACUCGCAGAGCCCACCGAAGAAGUGUGUCAACGGUGGUGCGGAACAUCCGACAACGAGGACGCGAAGUCGUGAGGAAUGGCUAUUGGAAAGGCAGAAGCAGGGGUUGCAGGGAGUUCCCGACGCAAGGACAACGGUGACAGCAGCAGCAGCAGCAGCGAGAGAAGCCGUAGUAGUAGUAUCAGCAGCAGCAACAACAACAACAACAACCGCCUUACCAGCACCAGCGUCACAGCAAGAGGCUGGGGUUGAGAAAUCAGGGAUGCCUAGUCGCACCACAUCCGCACCCAUUGGGGAAGAGACGAGGGAAGGCACGGCUUCGGUGUCCUCAUCUCCGCUGAGGCAGCCCGAGUUGCAGCACGAUAAAGCGAAGGAAGGGAGAAAGAGUCGUGCGGUGGCCCCUGUAGAGCUCAAGCGCGGGCUUUACAAUGAGCCGAUAUAUGAACAUCUGCACCACGACCCGAAACAGUGGCCGAAGCAGCAGCAAGAGUGUAGUAAGCAGCCGCCGCAGUGGGAUAAAGCACGGGAGCGGAAAGUUGGGGCAUUUGAGCCCACAGUGGUGCCAUUAAGUGCACCCGCUCCGGAGUCGCAGUUUGAUAUCUUGCCAAGCACAGCGCACGGUGAAAAGGCGGUGGGACUCGAGAACAAGUCGCCGUUGUUGGACCUUCAGAUGAGGCCGCGGCGAUUGGCGUCUGUGUCGCAGUCACGCUCACCCACGGUUUCAUCACCGUGUCGCUGUAGCAAUAUCCGCUCGAGCACGGAGUCCAGCGCGACGAAGCGCCGACCGUACAACCGCCUGGGGACAUUCGAGCACCUCAAAGAGCAUCAACGACGCCGCCGUCACUUCCGCAAACGCGAUGCUGAUGGAAGGAAGAGGGGCGCCCGAAGUCAGAAAGGCGCCACCACCGCCAGCAGCAGCAGCAGCAGCGGCAGCGACGAGCGCGCGGCGUCGCAGUGUUGUGACGGCCUCUUGCUGCGAAAUCGAACGCCCAGCGAGGGUCCGACGUCACGAUCCGCAGGAGUCGAAGCGGAAAGGCGCCGCUACGCACUCAUGUCGUGGCGCCACGAGCUCGGCGUUGAAAUCAAUGUGGACGACGCGCGUCUCCUUCCGCCUGCUGUGGCGGCGGAAGAAGAGGAAGCAAGGAGGCUGGCCCUGCGACUGGGAGAGAAGGCGAGUUGGCCGCUCCACGACAGGCGGCCGAUGGCUGAGCGCAGCAGAGGCAGCAGCCCGAGCCACACGCAACGCCCCUCCCAGCAGCACGGGUGGUUGCAGUGGCAGCCUGCGAGCGGCUUCCGCAGUGCGGCUCUGCCGCGCCCCGUGGCCUCCGCCGCCCCUGACGCAUGCGACGAUGACGACGAGCAGCAGGAGCAGGAGUGUUUCGAGGAUGAGGAAGACGCGUCGUCGGCGCCGCCACGAGCGGUUUCACAGACACGCUGUGGAGGGGAUCGGAUGGAGAUGUCUUUCUCACGCCACACGCAGCGUCCGUGA